Macrosteles quadrilineatus (aster leafhopper) is the source of this 1687-nucleotide messenger RNA. RefSeq names its product TRPL translocation defect protein 14-like. The record is from RefSeq and is a predicted model, not a curated record. Gene Ontology annotation, biological process: photoreceptor cell maintenance. The transcript is spliced from 12 exons. The coding region runs from base 198 to 1490 and encodes 430 amino acids. Gene Ontology annotation, molecular function: phosphatidylinositol binding; GTP binding; phosphatidic acid binding. NCBI's taxonomy places the organism in Eukaryota, Metazoa, Arthropoda, Insecta, Hemiptera, Cicadellidae.
GCUCGCGCACAUUCAAAGUAGAGCCAGCCAACCAACAUCAGACAACCUUACCUUUCUUCUGCUGUCUGCUUUUCUUUCAUUCAACAUGGUCGUGAUGAGUGGUGCGUGGUUUGUGCUGCUAGUAAGUGAUUCGUAUUUUAAGUCAACAUGGACUCCUCAACAAUGUUGAUUCGUAUUUUUAUGUAGCAGUAAGAACAAUGGAAAGCAAACAGAAGAGGCUUUAUAAGGUUGUUCUGACCGGAGGUCCUUGCGGUGGAAAAACAACUGGCCAAUCAAGGCUGUGCACGUUCUUUGAGAACUUAGGAUGGAAAGUGUUUCGAGUGCCGGAGACUGCCACAGUGCUACUCAGUGGUGGAAUAAAAUUCUCAGACCUGUCAGAGGAAGAAGAAGCACAAGAGUGUCAGUGUCGUAAGCGCUGUGUUGGCAUCUGUAACCACCGACAAGGUUACAAGUUUCAAGAGAACCUCCUCAAGACAAUGUUACAGAUAGAGAACACAUUCUUUGAGCUGGGAGAGAGCUGCAACAGAGAUUGUCUCAUAAUAUGUGACCGAGGGGCCAUGGACGCAUCUGCAUUCAUUUCUCGAGACAAGUGGGAGCGUAUGAUGUCAGCCAAUGGUUGGAACUCUGUAGAGCUGAGAGACAACCGGUACAACCAGAUUGUACAUCUAGUGUCCGCUGCCAACGGAGCAGAGGACUUCUACAGCACUGAGGACCACGCGUGUCGCAGUGAAGGAGUGGUCCUGGCUCGGGAGCUGGAUUACAAUGCUGCGGCUGCUUGGGUCGGUCAUCCGUACUUCGAUGUCAUUGACAACUCUACAGACUUUGAGACCAAGAUCUGCAGGAUGAUCGCAAGCGUUUGCCAGAAGUUAGGCAUUGACACUGGAGACCGCCUCACGACCAACUCUCGCAAACGCAAGUUCCUUGUCCGAGGUCCGCUGUCAGACGACUCGAUAUUCCCACCGUUCCAAGACUUUGACGUAGUCCACAAUUACCUUCAGACGUCAACCCCCAACAUGCAGGCGCGACUCCGGAAACGUGGUCAGAAAGACAGUACUGGGUUGGCAGGCCACUGGUCCUACAUCCACACCAUACGCAAGCCCAAGCUGCGAGGCCAAGUAGUUGAGGUCAAGACGCAGCUCACACACCGAGACUACAUCAACAUGUUGGCGCAGAGGGACGACUCCCACUUCACCAUCUUCAAGCGACGCCGCUGUUUUCUUGAUAACAACCAGUAUUUCCAAUUAGACAUCUACAGAGAACCUUGCCAUCCUAGGUGUAAGGGUCUGAUCCUGCUAGAAACAUACUCUGCACUAGACAACGGAGCGUUGGAGAAGUGUCUGCCCAAGUUCCUGUCUCUUGUAGAGGAGGUGACUGGCAACCCAGCAUACUCUAUGUUUAACCUCUCCCUCCGCGAGGACUGGGACACCACCACCAAGUUCUGCAGAGCUUUCCAAGGUAUCCACAGGGACGUGUGUAAGAACUGGCGUUAGAAGUGAACAACUGUUGACCAGGUGAUGAAAAGGAGAAAAUCAAGAUAAACAACAAUGAGAGCAGUGCUCCUUUAGCAAGUCAUGUAAAUGGAAAAUCGUCAGAGUCAACAGUCAAUGGAGGACUCUAACCUGGUACUUAGAGCUGUGACUGAACCUUAUCUACUUAAUAAACACACCAAAUUAUGUUUCAACUAAAA